Molecule: messenger RNA, 2352 nt
Organism: Anopheles merus
Lineage: Eukaryota; Metazoa; Arthropoda; Insecta; Diptera; Culicidae
Exons: 6
Coding region: 378-2180 (600 amino acids)
Biological process (GO): regulation of transcription by RNA polymerase II
Cellular component (GO): nucleus
Molecular function (GO): RNA polymerase II transcription regulatory region sequence-specific DNA binding; DNA-binding transcription factor activity, RNA polymerase II-specific
Source: RefSeq, a predicted model, not a curated record
CGAUGGCUGUGGUGGCGGUGUGUGAGUGCCAGCACACAUCGGCGAAAAUUUCAUCCAAGUGCAGUGGUGUCGCGGUUGGCGCUGCAUCGUUAUUGUUCAACCAGCGCUCUGGCCAUCAGCACUUCGGCACGGUUGGUGGUGCUUUCUUUCCCGAGUGUGUGUGGUGCGUGACAUCCAUUUAUUCUGAGUGACGAGUGCGUGUGGAAAUCGUGCAGCGUUGUUUUUGAUGGAAAACUGUUACUUCUUAGGCACUUCUGUCAUCGGUUCCAGCGUACAAGCUAUUUAUUUCAGAACAUUGUAUAUUUUUACAUCGUUUCGGAUUGGAACAAUUGGUAGUACAAUAAAUCUAUAAAUCUUAUAUCGACACGAUACAAGCCAUGAUACAAAACAGUGCCUACGGGAAUCCGAUGCUGGAUGGAGCGUCGGCAUUUCCUGAUAUCUACAUCCAACAUCAAUCUGCAGAUAAGCCGGAAGGGCCACCUCCGAGCAAUAACAAUAUUGCAAACUACACCAACCGAAACAGUGGCUACCCUUACCAGACGUGCGUUGCAUCAGCACCGGCUCCACUCGUUGCACGUGAAAGCUGUGUUCGAGCCGAGUUCGUAAAAGAUACACAGGAUUUGGCUGUGGGAUUCCGGCAACUUUCGCACAAUGUCCCAAUCAAGACUGAGCAUUGCAUAGCAAACAACGUGGCCACCAACGAGACUGGCGGAGAAUUGGGCAUUACUACAGCUAGGCCGAAGGCUUCGGAGCAAAUGCUUCAGACUGUCGACCAAAAGCCUUACGAAUCGUUUACGCAGCAGAGCAUCGCGUACGUACAAACGCCGGCCGCUGCUGGUGAGGAGCGAGAGCGCGAAGAGGAGCAGGACGUUGGCGCCAAAGCAUCGCCCAAGAAGGAGCAACGCCGUCCAAUGAAUGCGUUCCUGAUCUUCUGCAAACGGCAUCGAACGAUGCUGAAGAAUCGUUUUCCGGAAGAGAAUCGGGCCAUCUCGAUCAAACUUGGCAAAUGGUGGCGGAUGCUUACUACGGAGCAGAAGAAACCAUUCCAGCUACUGUCGAAGGAGUACAAAAACAAGUAUUUAUCGCUCAAUCCGAACUUUCGGUGGUGCAAGCAACCAAUGGUUCCAGCAACACCAUCUACACCAUCACCAUUAGUCACCUUGGCACCGAAUGCUACCAAUGUACUAUCCUUAGCGGCGGUCCGACCUGAACCAUCCUUCGUGCAGGACAACCGAGAGAGUCUGGAGGCAGCCGAAAGCUUAGUCCAGCUAGCUCAGGGCAAACCCCUGCUGAGCGUGUUUCGGCUGGCAGACGAGUCCAAUAUGGGAAGUCUGAAUGAGCUGUGUGUUGGUCCGAAUGUCGGAUCCAGAGCAGAUAACAAAGAACCCACAUGGAAGCCACCGAAAGCAACGCAAACAGUCGGCAGAGAAUUGCCUGCACCACCGACCCCGUCCAUCAGCGGUAAUGCCUUAACAGAGCCAAUCGCUGCCGAAGGACGCAGCUCACCGCGUGCUACACGUUCCUGUAAGGGUAAAAAGUACCAAGAACUGAUGAGCCGGAUGUAUCCGAAUGCACAUGCACCGCAGACGAAGCGUUCUCCUGGUGCAAGAAUGCAAAAGGAUAACCAAAAAUUGCCGAAAACGGCUACAGUUGCUGCUGGUGGUGAUGAUCAAACCGGUUUCCUGUAUAGCAACACAGCCAUGCCAGAACUGGAUCCGCUCGCCAUAGACGCACUGAUGAUGGAGCUAGAUUCAAAAAUAUCCGAUUUGCCUGCGAUGAAUGUGGGCGAUUUUUGCAUCCUGUUAAACAGCGAAAAGAAGCGCAAGAAAUCGUUCACAAAAUUGCCGAAACAGAAGCUGUUCCUUAAUAGAGAGGAGCAGCCAUCGACAGUUGCUUCGGUAACAGCUAGUGGAGUAGCGCUACAGUCCUGUAAUUCCAUGAACGGAGUGGCUCCACCGAUCGCUACAAUAACGCAACCGGCCACUAACGGAGUGGAUGACUCUGUAAGGCCUGUAGUUCAUCCUGGUCCUCCGAAAAUCGUCGGUUGUCGCAAACGAAAAGCACCUAAGGAAUGCAUUACCCGUAAUCCUCGCCCGUCGGUGGUCGAACGAGAGGUCGGGUGUGGGCUUGAUCCCAGAAAGGAUGACACCACCUGCCACGACCGUACCUGUCAGGCAUAGAACAAGCUUCGGACGUUCCAUUAAGGAUCAGUUGGCGAACACACGCCAAGCAUUGAUCUCAUAACAGAAGCUCCUCUUAUCAUCACCUUGCCCCGUCCCCUCCACCGCACUCUCUCCUUUUGCCCUACACACCGGAUAUAUUAAAAAAAAACUAUAUUUUUCUUAACGUUAA